ACCAAAGUCACAACAAAACAUAAAUUCUCCUUUAUCUCUGCGAUCGAUUUCCUCUUCCGUUCUUAUUUUCUUUCUUUGGAUGUUUCAUUCAAACUACAAACACAGAGUUCAGUAUUCACCAAAAUCAAUGGGUAAAAUUGUUGGUGUCGGUUUCCGUCCUACAGAACAAGAACUCGUCGAUUUCUACCUCAAACACAAGUUGCUGGGUGAUGAUUCCCGUGUCGACGUUAUCCCUGUCAUUGACCUCUGCCAUGUGGAACCUUCGGAUGUACCAGGGAUACUUGCAAAAUCACGGAUUCGAUUCGGUGACCCAGAUUGGUUUUUCUUCAGUCCGGUUGAUUUCAAGUAUUCAAACAGUAAAAGGGUUAACAGGAAAACCGAGAAAGGGUUCUGGAAAGCCACUGGAAAAGACCGUGAUAUUAGCAGCUGGAACACCAACACUCUCAUUGCCACAAAGAAGAAUCUUGUUUACUACACAGGAAUUGUUUCCUGUGGUGUCAAGUCCUACUGGGUUAUUCACGAAUAUCACGCUGUUACCUUUCAUGAAAGCGAGAGGUGUUUUGUUUUAUGCCGCUUGAUGAGAAAAUCUGGGAAAACAACUGAAGGGGGAACCGAUCCACCAAUCUGUGGUGAAGAGGAGCCCAGCAUAAUCAAGGUUUUUGACUAUGAAAAUCAGGCAACAGAAGAAGGAAUUCCAUAUGGAGGUACUUUUUCAGGAGUGGAAACAAUCUUUCUGGCUGAUCCUCAGACAGAGACAUACGUCUCCCAAAUACAACCGUCUCCACGAGAAGAAGCAUCUUUUCCAAAUUAUCCACUAAACAAUGUCUGUUUUGGAAAUGAAAAGAGCUUUAUGCAAGAUGAAUACCUGAAUCGAAUUUUAGCCGAUGAAAACUUAGAUAAUGAUGAAGAAAGUAGUUGUACUUUUGUUGAUAAUUUUUCUCAAAAGGACACAAAUAUCGUGGAUAGUUCAUUUGUUCACGAUAAAUAUUUCAAUUAUGACGAAUACCAUUCAUCAAAAAGGUUGAAAUUAUCAAAAGAUGUUGCUGAUGAUGCAUCAACAAAUCAAGAAACAAAAGAAAGUAUGAUUGGAGAUGGAUUUUGGAGAAUGGAAUCAUCCUCUUGUGAUUCAACUCCAAAUGGAGUUUUGGAGAUUAAUUGCACUGAAGUUUCUAGUUCUCGGUCCAUUUCAUGAAGAAAGGAAAAAUAAUAUCAUUAAAGAAUAAAUAUGAUCAAAUAUGAUACAAUUUAUGAUUUAAGUUAGAACAAUGAUAUUUUGAUAACUAAAUUUUUAUAAUUUUUUUUUAUAAGUUGAGGUGUUAUUUUUUAAGUAGUUUUGGAAUAUAGAGAAAUAAAAGAAAAUGAAAAAAUGGGAAACUAUUUAGAAGAUACCACCUCAAGUUAUAAGAUUAAGUUGUCAUAAUUUAGAUGUUAAAAUCAUUUUCUUUUAAAUUACUUUUACCAAUGUAUUGGUAGUAGUUAAUAUGUUGUGUCCUCUAGUAGGAAAUCAAUUUCGUAUAAGAUAUAUUGUCUAUUAAGAGUAUAAUUGGAAACAAUUAACAGUUAUACAUUCUAAGUUUGUUAAACUCUGCAGGAUAACUGCUGGUAUGUAUGAGGAGUAUAUUUGUGAUAUGUAAUUAAGAAAUGUGUAUAGUUUAUUUGCACUUUAUGGAGAAAGAAUACUCUGUUAGACUGUUGUCCUUGACAGAGGAAAGUGUAUUGGUGUAUCCAUGUAUUGUGUGCAAUUCAGAGUUGAAUUAUGUAGUUUGUUAGUUUUUCUA
Messenger RNA from Vigna unguiculata (cowpea), 1778 nucleotides. RefSeq lists its product as uncharacterized. Gene Ontology annotation, biological process: regulation of DNA-templated transcription. The record is from RefSeq and is a predicted model, not a curated record. Gene Ontology annotation, molecular function: DNA binding. Lineage: Eukaryota; Viridiplantae; Streptophyta; Magnoliopsida; Fabales; Fabaceae.